AUGGCAUACUACGACAUUGACGCCAUUCUGCUUGAUGACCAGAUAGUGCCUGCCCACUUUAACACCGCCGCCAUGGACCUCGGAGUGCUAGACCCGUCGACUCCGUCACCACACAUCGAUCAAGGAACCGAGACGGACAUCCCACUUUGGCUCGCACUGUCUCUGGCCAAGCGGAGCAUUGUCACACUACGCUCGCCGUCGUUCUUUGGCGAGUCGUUCCAGGCCCAUCUUCUCGCUGAUGCCCAGGUCCUCAACAUCCACGACAAAUGUCCGUUCUUUUACGAGCUCGGCGUCAAGCUAGCAAAGCUGACCGGCAACUGGGCUCUACCGGCUGUUCUCAAGAAGGCCUUCCACACUCGCUACCUCCGUAUCGUCGACACCUCGAUCAACCUCGGUGCCGCAGACUACUCGGAGCACAUCCGCAAGCUCACCACCGCAGAGCGCAACCUGUUCCAUCUCGGCCACGCCGCGGCAGCAGAGGUUCUCCGCUACAAGACCCGUGACACAGACCGCCUGGCCGCAUCGGCCGUCGUCACCCGCAAGCGUCGCCGUGCUGCGCUCGGCAAAAAGUAGACGCUCCCAGUUAAACCGUCAGUACCG
This is a messenger RNA of Thecamonas trahens ATCC 50062, 600 nucleotides long. RefSeq names its product DNA replication complex GINS protein PSF3. The coding region runs from base 1 to 573 and encodes 190 amino acids. Gene Ontology annotation, biological process: mitotic DNA replication initiation. Gene Ontology annotation, cellular component: GINS complex. The transcript is spliced from 2 exons. Lineage: Eukaryota; Apusomonadida; Apusomonadidae. The record is from RefSeq and is a predicted model, not a curated record.